Messenger RNA from Closterium sp. NIES-67, 3959 nucleotides. The record is from the annotation of a GenBank genome assembly. NCBI's taxonomy places the organism in Eukaryota, Viridiplantae, Streptophyta, Zygnematophyceae, Desmidiales, Closteriaceae.
UCUCUACAACUCCUCAACAACUAGCUCUUGUUCGUGUGCAGUCGGAGCGACUUACUUGAGACAUAGGGCCGACCAUUCCCCCCCUUUUUCGAGAUCAUUAGCCAUCUGAACUUCUCGCCCCUUUUUAGUAGCUUCCUAGACGUAGGAGCCUCACAAAGAACGGAACGGCACACAGCCGAUGGCCAUGCAGGGCUCGGGUCCUUGUGGCGCGGUAGACCCCAUGGCGACAGCACCGACGGCAAAGCCACAGUUCUACCGACCAGUCGACGAGAGCGCCGUUUCGUUUCAAACGCACCAACAGUUAGUGGCGGGCCACCAGCAGGUAGCGCCCCCCUACCACACAGCAUCAGAUACAGCACACUACCACGUCCAGCCGAAUACGUGUUUCCAGCAGCCGCUGCCGCAGCCCCAUUCCGUAGUUAGCUCCUCGCCGCUUCCCCCGCUUCCGCCGUUCUCCCCGCAGCCACACAUCACCCCGCCCACUCCGCCGCAGCCGCCGCGCCCCUACUGCUUCGCGCAGACGCCGUCCCCCGCCCCGCGCCUGGGCUCUCCCGCGCACUCGUUCCUCCCGCAAAGCGCGCUCCACUUCCCGAGCGCGCUGCUCCCGCAGAACGCGCUGCUCUCGCGCUUCUCCCCCGCGCCCCCGCCGCCCGCCAGCCCACAACCGUUCCGCGCGCCUUUCGACUCAACGCAGCAGUCGCCGCAGCCCUUUCGCUCGGGGCUGGACUCGGCGCAGCAGUCGCCACAGCCGUUCCUCGUGGCGGGCCGCGUGCAGCAGACGCUCCAAGAGAUGAUGAGCGGCGAGUGCGCUCGCCUCGACUCAACGGUCACCGCCCUGAGUCUCCAUGAAAGCGAUGGUGCAGGCGCGGCCGUCACGCCGCAGCUUGCGCCGCAGGGCGCGCCGAUGGCGGGGCUCGCGGGCGCGAUGACCCCGGUGCUGCUGCCGGCUUCCGCCAUUGGCGCAAGUGCAGGCGCAACUGUUUGCGGAGGUCUUGGCGGAAGGAAGAGCCCCAAGAAGGGGCGGGGUGCAGAGCAGGCGGAGGCACCAGCGCAGCGGAAGCGCAAGGCAAAGGCGGCGGGAAACCAACCGCCACCUCCCCCGAUAGGCGUAGAUGGCUCCCCAGUGCCUGCGUACCGUGGCGUGCGGUACCGCCCGUGGGGGCGAUGGGCGGCGGAAAUCCGGGACGCGGCGGGGAAGGGGCGCGUGUGGCUGGGGACUUUCGACUCCCCGGAAGCUGCGGCGCGCGCGUACGAUGCGGCUGCGCGGGAGAUUCGAGGCGCCAAGGCGCUGCUGAACUUCCCCGAUGACGUGGAGGAAUCGAAGGCGGACACGUGUCAGGCUAAAAGCACGGGGGCAGAGGCUGGGUUAGCGGAGGCGGGAGGGGAGGCGGGAGGGGAGGCGGGAGGGGUGGCGGAAGAUGAGUUAAUGGCAGAAAGGGAGGAGGAGGAGAAGGCGAGGAGCGACGAGGAGGAGGUUGAAGGGGACGGGGAGGCGGAAGGAACGAGGGCGCAGAAGCGGCCGAAGACGAACCAGGAGGCCGCGCAACACGACCAAGGGGCACGAGAGCAUACGCCGCAGCCCACCGCACAACACACGGCGCAGCAGGGACCCCGCGGCGCAGCACACGGCAGUCCCAGGGGCGGACCGGCUCCCGUUGACCUGCUGUGCUCCGAGCCGUCCCUUGUGCCGCCUGAACCACGCGCGGUGACGUCAGCACUGCCGUCUCCGCCUGCGCACGCCUUUGAAGCUGUAGCUGCCGCUACGACUGCUACAUCAACUGCUGCGAUUGGAAACGUGACAGCUACAGCGAUACGAGCGGAGGAGCGAGCCCCAGUGAUCGCAGCUCUGCCCACCACCCCUGCUGCUGCUACAGCCGUCACAGCUGUUGCUACAGCCGCAGGGGUUGUGGCCAGUGGUGCCCACUUGCAUGGGGCCGCAUCCGUACCCGCUAUAAACACCUGUGUUGGAGUCACACAAGGAAACAGUACGCACCUUCCAGUAAAUACAUCUGGAAUGUUUUUCCCGGUUCCAGGGUCUGCACCUGAGGCUCUGGUGCUGCCUGCCAGUGGCUCUGGUUUUGUGGCUGCUGGUGCUGCUGGCACCACUGGUGCUACUGGCGUUUCAGGCAUGAGCAGCGGCACCAUGGGCAGCGCUGCUUGCGCUAUUCUUGGCAGUGAGGCCGUCGUCGUUGAGAGGCAGAUGACCCCUGCCCAGCAGAUGGGGCAGAUGAACCCUGCCCAGCAGAUGGGGCAUGUGCCACAGAUUCAGCAGGUGCAGCAGACAAUUCCACCACAGCAGCCAUUGCAACCACCGAUGCAGCAGCAGCAGCAGCAGCCACACCUGCAGCAGCAGCAGCAGCAGCAACCUCAGUUCUGUCAGCCGCAGCCUGAGUAUUAUCAGCAGCAGCAGCAGCAGCAGCAGCAGCAGCAGCAGCAGCAGCAGCCGGCACAUCAGGUGCCUGGCUGGCAAGCUGGGGAGCAGGCGUUCCUUGCUCCAGGGUACCAGUGUGGUAACCUCGACGGCAGAGGUAGCACAAGCUGCUUCGCCCCGCCCUCUACCGGAGCCAAUGCUGUUGUAAACAAUGUCAACUACCCAGCUCAGAGUUAUGAUGUGCCAGCUCACCAUGGAGCCCUGCCAGGUCAGCAGGAGGUGCGCCAGCCAGAAGGGAGUGGGCGUGCUUUAAACAUGCCAGCCAUGUUCUGCGACUUGGUUGCUGAUGCGCCCACGCAGCAGGGAAGUAACAUGCAAGCCACCGGUAUUUCUGCUGCUGCUCUGCCUGACUAUGUGGCUGCUCCCACAUGUUUCGAGAUGCCUGCUCCAGGCGCUGACGCCUACUCAUCACUCCCAAACGCCGCUGAUAAUGAUGAUGCUUUUGACGCCGUGGCUGCUUUCCUCGGUCCUGACGUCUCCCCUCCGCCUCCUGCUCCCGUCGCUUUUGCCACCUUUCAACCCAGUCACCUUGCUGCUGCUGCUGCUUCCGCUGCUGGUAUUGGCGGUGCUCCGUACGGUGCUGCGUUCAGUGGCGCUGGCAGCAGGAGUGUAACCGCCAGCAGGAGCAUGAGCAUGAGCAGCGCAGUGAGCUGGAUUGCUGCUGAGCUGGAGAGUGCCCUUGACAUGCAGGAGACGGUGGGGGACCUGUGGGGGGAGGAGGGCGUGGAUGACAGCACUGGCAUCUGGAGCAGCAGCGUGGGAGGAGAGGGAGAAGGGGGAGGGGACGGGAGCAUGGGUAUGGGGGGGAUGGAUAUGGGGAUGGACGUGGUGGGGGGUGGAGCGGGGUAUGGGGGGAUGGGGAGGAGGGAGAGCGACAUGGGGUCAACGUUUCAAGUGGUGCGGAGGGACAGUGACGUUGCGGCGUCGUUCUUAGUCAUUGGCAGGGGAGAAGAGAGGCAGGAGCAGAUUCAGGAGGAAACUCAGGAGGAAAUUCAGGGUGGUGGUGGUGCUGCAGAGGGAGGCGCAGAUGACGGUAAUCUCAGCAUUGGCAGCAAAAAAAAAAGUCAAAUUACCAUUGAGGGUUACCAGCAGCAGCAAGAGGAUAGCGAUGAUGAUAUACUGACGGCUAACAUUAGUAACCUCAACCGCUCUGGUGCUGGUUACCACUGCCACAUCGUUGGCAAUCAGCACAGCGGAGAUCGCCAGGGAGGGGUAUCUAUGAGCAGGCUCGCCGUGCAACAGAAGUUUCAUGGUGAGGGCUCUGUUCCGUCCCUGCUGCCUUCGCUGAGUGGAGACUAUGAUACUUACAUAGACACUACUAUUUUCUGAGUGGAAGUUACAACACGUAGUACACAUUACCUAGAGAUGUAUUGCAGUCUGCUUUUUUUGUAAGCUGUGGCAUCCUGUCCCGCUGCUGCAUGUUAGGAGGAUUACGCCACGUCGGCGGCUGAGUUGAGUAGUGUCCGAUAUAUUUACCAUAUGGUACUCCUUGCAUGCAUGUCCUGUGCAUUCUGCCUUUUGGUCUUAC